Messenger RNA from Cryptococcus wingfieldii CBS 7118, 594 nucleotides. RefSeq names its product GTP-binding protein rhoA. NCBI's taxonomy places the organism in Eukaryota, Fungi, Basidiomycota, Tremellomycetes, Tremellales, Cryptococcaceae. The record is from RefSeq and is a predicted model, not a curated record. Gene Ontology annotation, molecular function: GTP binding; GTPase activity. Gene Ontology annotation, biological process: small GTPase-mediated signal transduction. Bases 1 to 594 code for a protein of 197 amino acids. The transcript has 8 exons.
AUGUCUGGAGAAAUCAGGAGGAAACUCGUCAUCGUCGGCGAUGGUGCUUGUGGAAAGACAUGUCUCUUGAUUGUAUUCAGCAAGGGCAUGUUCCCCGAGGUCUACGUCCCCACCGUCUUUGAGAACUAUGUCGCCGACGUCGAGGUCGAUGGCAAGAAGGUCGAGCUGGCCUUGUGGGAUACUGCUGGACAGGAAGACUAUGACCGUCUUCGACCCCUCUCCUACCCCGACUCGCACGUCAUUCUCAUCUGUUUCGCCAUCGACUCUCCUGAUUCCCUCGACAACGUCCAAGAAAAGUGGAUCUCUGAAGUCCUCCACUUCUGCCAAGGCCUCCCCAUCGUCCUCGUCGCUUGUAAGAAGGAUCUCCGAGAGGACCCCAAGACCACCCAGGACCUCGCUAGGAUGAACCAGAGGCCCGUCUCCCGCGCUGAGGGUGUUGCUGUUGCGCAAAAGAUUGGCGCCCAGGGCUACGUGGAGUGCAGUGCAAAGACUGGCGAGGGAGUGAGGGAGGUGUUCCAGACUGCUACCAGGCAUGCUCUCCAGAGCAAGAAGGGCAAGAGCAGGAGCGGCAAGAAGGGAUGCGUCGUGCUCUGA